Molecule: messenger RNA, 1414 nt
Organism: Trichobilharzia szidati
Lineage: Eukaryota; Metazoa; Platyhelminthes; Trematoda; Strigeidida; Schistosomatidae
Source: the annotation of a GenBank genome assembly
UUUAAUCAAAUUUUCCAUCAGUUAGACUCAGGACACUGGAUUAAACUGUGCGCUACGUGAGAUUAAUCAUGACUGUCGCUCUUCCAGCCGAAAGUGCUAGAGAGAAAGCACUCAGUUACUACCGUCGCAAACUUGUUGAACACAGAGGAAUAGAUGCCAGACUCAAAGAAGCUCGGGAAAAAUCAAAAGCUGUUUCGAAGGAGUAUGACAAGGCGGAGAAUGACUUAAAAGCUUUACAAAGCGUUGGACAGAUAGUAGGUGAUGUUCUGAAGCAGUUGACGGAUGAUCACUUUAUUGUUAAAGCCAGCAAUGGACCGCGAUAUGUUGUUGGUUGCCGACGAAGUUUGCAAAGCAGCAAGCUGAAACCUGGUACAAGAGUGGCAUUGGAUAUGACAACAUUGACAAUUAUGCGUCAGCUACCUCGUGAAGUGGAUCCACUUGUUCAUAACAUGUCUGCAGAAGAUCCUGGUUCUGUGUCAUAUGCCUCCGUUGGAGGAUUGGCUGAUCAAAUUAGAGAACUCAGAGAAGUCAUUGAGCUUCCUCUUAUGAAUCCAGAACUGUUUCAAAGAGUUGGUAUAACCCCUCCUAAAGGUUGUCUCCUAUAUGGUCCUCCAGGAACGGGUAAAACCCUUUUAGCACGCGCUGUAGCCUCACAGCUUGAUGUUAAUUUUUUGAAGGUUGUAUCCAGUGGUAUUGUAGAUAAGUAUAUUGGUGAAUCAGCUCGUCUUAUCCGAGAAAUGUUCAACUAUGCACGUGAUCAUCAACCGUGUAUUAUUUUCAUGGACGAGAUUGAUGCUAUUGGUGGUCGCCGUUUCACUGAAGGUACAAGUGCUGAUCGUGAAAUUCAGCGUACUCUAAUGGAGUUGCUCAAUCAAAUGGAUGGUUUUGAUGCCCUUGGUCAGGUUAAAAUGAUCAUGGCAACUAAUAGGCCUGAUACACUUGAUCCUGCUUUACUUCGUCCGGGACGUUUGGAUCGUAAAAUUGAAAUCCCUCUACCGAACGAACAAGCUCGAAUGGAUGUGCUCAAAAUACACGCUGCUCCAAUAGCCAAACAUGGUGAAAUAGAUAGUAUUGAAAAUUGCAAGUUCCUUUAAACGGAUUACUAAUACACUUAAGACCAAGUUUUUAUGACGUUAUUUGGUUUCAUAUUUAUUGACUAAUAAGUCAAAAAACCGUAUAUGUCUGCUUGAACAAUAAAAUUAAUCUUCAUACACGAUACGUUUGACACAGCAUUAAUGCUGUAUGACUGACUUUGAGGAAGCUAUAAACCGAGUUUUAUUCUUGGUUUUAAACAAAUGGACUGCAACUGGUGAAAUAGUUCCAGGGUCAGGAGGAGGAGGAGAGAUAUGUAUCUUUUUAGUUGUUUCCAGAUAUUUACGGUUUUCAAGCGCUUUUUGUGAGGUAUUUCCACACA